Messenger RNA from Ostertagia ostertagi, 427 nucleotides. NCBI's taxonomy places the organism in Eukaryota, Metazoa, Nematoda, Chromadorea, Rhabditida, Trichostrongylidae. The record is from the annotation of a GenBank genome assembly.
AUGCCGCGGCUGCCUGUGGAAGCCACGUUGCGUGCGACCCAGGCGCGCCAAGCCUUCCUGCUGCGCCUGAGCGAUGCGCUUCGCCCGCUGCAGGAUGCGCAGGCCAUCAAGCGAAGGGCCACGCGGCUGCUGGGCGAGCAGCUUGGAGCGAACCGCGCCUUCUAUGCUGAAGUGCAGGGCGACGAGUGGCUCGUGGUCAAGGGCUACGAGCAGGACGUGGCGCCGCUGCCCGAUGGCCCUUACUCGGCCCGUGACUUCGGUGACUGGGUCAUGGACACCUACCGCGCCGGACAGCGCAUCGUGUUCCACGACACCGGUACCGAUGCGCGGUUCUCUCCCGAGCAGCGCCAGGCGCAUGCUGCUGUGCAGAUUCUCGCUGCCGUGGGCAUGCCGCUGAUCAAGCAAGGCGAGCUGGUAGCCAUCCUGG